UCAUGUACCGGCAGGAGGUCUCCACUUGUGGGACCUCACUUUGUCUGCAUUUUUAUUUAGCUACUUGUUAUCAGUUGACGUUAAUUGUUAUUCAAUCAGCGAGUUUUCUUUUAUAGUUAUAGUGAAUUUUUGUACUGGGUCAAAUAGUUGUUUAGAGAGUAAGUGUUGUGCUGGGUGGCAAGAUGGCUAAAGCAACAAGCAAGGAUCACCCGGAGGAAGACCUGUUCUUUCCGCCAGGGGCGCCGCCGCCAUACAUCACCUCCCAGCACCAGCAGGGCUCCAGCGUCCACAACUCUGAGACGGUGAUCUCGUUCCCGGAGGUGGUAGUGAACGAGGUGCCGGGCCACGAGGCGCCGGGCCCCGACGCGCUGGUGCGCAACUUUGACUUCACCGACAAGCAGAUCCGCCAGGGCUUCAUCAGGAAGGUGUACAGUAUCAUCAUGGCGCAGCUGGCGGUGACCGCCGGGGUGGUGGCGUGGUUCAUAUACGACGAACGUCUGAUGAGUGUUGUGGGACAGAACCCGGGGGUGUUCUUCGGCGUGUCGCUGGGCACGUACCUGACGACGGCGCUGUGCCUCAUGUGCUGCGAGGGCCCGCGUAGACGCGUGCCCUACAACUACCUGUUCCUGUUGCUGCUCACCCUGUCGCUGUCCGCCAUCGUGGGCGUCAUGUGCUCGCUGUACCACGUGCGGGAGGUGACUGACUCCUGUCUGCUGCUCGCGCGGGUCCGUGCCCUACAACUACCUGUUCCUGUUGCUGCUCACCCUGUCGCUGUCCGCCAUCGUGGGCGUCAUGUGCUCGCUGUACCACGUGCGGGAGGUGAGCUGACUCCUGUCUGCUGCUCGCGCGGGUCCGUGCCCUACAACUACCUGUUCCUGUUGCUGCUCACCCUGUCGCUGUCCGCCAUCGUGGGCGUCAUGUGCUCGCUGUACCACGUGCGGGAGGUGCUGAUCGCGGGCGGCGUCACGUUCGUGAUCGUGCUGUCGCUGACGAUCUUCGCGUUCCAGACCAAGAUCGACUUCACCGUGAUGAGCGGCUCCCUCCUAGUGCUGUGCCUGGUGCUUCUGCUUUUCGGCAUCCUGGCGGCGUUCACCCCGUACCCCGGGCUGCACCAGCUGUACUGCGCGCUGGGCGUGCUGGUGAUGGGGGUGUUCCUGGUGUACGACACGCAGCUGAUCGUGGGCGGCGACCACCGCUACGCCUUCUCCCCCGAGGAGUACGUGUUCGCGGCGCUCACGCUCUACCUCGACAUCAUGUACAUCUUCAUCCGCGUGCUGCGGCUGCUGCGCUAAACAAACAUCUCUCAUUACGUGUACCUACGUGUACGUGUGUGUGUGUACUCUGUACCUACUGUAGGUACACUCAACGAAGGGAAGGGCAGUGUAGGCAAGGCUCGCAUAUAAAUUAAAUGUUUUGUUAAGAUACCCUUCUUCUUGUCGGUGGGUGGUUGGUGCCAUUAUAUGCGUCACGUACCUACUUCGCACAGACACAGAGCUUGUGCUCUACCGACCUUCUUGCUGUAAGUACCUAGAGUAUGUGUAUGUAGAAACGCAACAGGCAAAAGAGUUUGUGGACGGUUUUACCUGAUAUUGACGGUUGACGGUCUUUCCUGCAUUGACCUUAGGGUGGUAUUCCACCUGUCAUAUGUGUAUUUUGUCUCACAUUUUGCUUAAUGAGAGAGUGAGACGCAAUGAUAUUGGAUCAAGAUAUUGGACAGAUGGAAUACCAUCCUUACAUACAACUUACUCCAAACAUGUCCCUAAGCUCUUAUCCCGGCAAAUUAAGAACCAUGGGACAUAUUUUUGAGGAAAAUGAGUAUGUUUAUACAUUUCUAUUGACGCCGACUUAAUAUUUUGAUUAAUAAUAUAUUAUUUGUAAUUAGAAUAGUCUGAGCGUUAGGUACACUCCUCGUCAGUGGACCGGUCCACGUAUAAACUGAAAUAGAUUAAGAGUGAUUAUCAAACUACAAAAUCGGCCCGAACAGUACUACGGCCGUGCAUUUAUUUAAUUAUAAGUCCUUAAAUGUAACAAAAAACAUUAAUAAUGCAAAAAAAAUAACAAAUAGGGAGUAUUACUGCAAUGUUCUGCCGCCAGAGUGCAGCACUAGCUCCUCUCCAUACAUACUGUGCCUUAAACUGUUUUUGACAAGUUAUCACAGACAAUAAAAUAUGACAUUAAUGCAUCAAGGCGGUUUGUUAACAAAGGCCUACCGGGAAACGCGAAAAUUGACAUUUAGUUAUCUGCCUCUUUAUCGCUCAAAUAUGCAAGAGUGAUAGAGAGGUUAGAUAACGAAAUUUCGAUUUUCUUGUUUCGCGGUAGACCCCCAGAUUGUGACGGAUAGUGGUGGUGUGGUGGUGGCGUCUCCUACGCGGAGUUUCGCGUAAUAUUCCCUAUUUCCUUAAGAGGAAUUUA
Molecule: messenger RNA, 2412 nt
Organism: Cydia splendana
Lineage: Eukaryota; Metazoa; Arthropoda; Insecta; Lepidoptera; Tortricidae
Product: protein lifeguard 2-like
Exons: 8
Coding region: 183-1292 (369 amino acids)
Source: RefSeq, a predicted model, not a curated record